AUGACCUCCCUUCACACAUACUUCGCCCUCCGCAACCAGCAGGCUUUCCAGCGCCUGCUCGAGGGCUCAUCCCGACCUACUGCGGGUCAAGCUGGAACAAGCAGCAGCGGCGGUCGCUCAUGGAACCGCCCGAGUCCGCUUGCGGCAGCGGCGCACGCCAAUGUAGAUGUGAACGCCCGCGACGCGUUGGGUCGCACAGUACUGCAUCUCGCCUGCGCCGCGACCGAUGCAGCAGCGCUUCAAUACGUUCGACUUCUACUCGCAGCGCCGACGAUCAACGUCAACUUGCUGGACGCUGAGAGUCAUUGGUCUGCGCUUCAUCGUGCGCUCUACAACGGCAAUCUAGGUGCCGCGAUCUUGUUGCUGCAGCGCGCAGACACCGACGUUGGGAUCACGGACUCGGAAGGACACACGGCCUUUGAUCUCUACAACAGCACAGUCCCGCUUGCCACGCCGGCAGAGCGCCUUGGAACGGAUCGUGUCGAACUGCUCACUUGGGGAGCGAACAGGAAUGCGGCGCUCGGCCAUCCAGAUGGGGACGAUCGUGCGUUCCCUGAAGUCGUACCUCUUCGGCGUAGCGAUCAAGCUGGAGGACGUGACUCUUUCAAGAAGAGUGUGGCGUUCAGGCUCAAGCCAGCGUCCGCCGUAAACGUUAGGAUGUCAAGGUUGCAUACAGUAACAGUGACGGACGAACCGCAGAACAAUGUUCGCGUAUGUGGAUUUGCAAGCACUGGCCGGCUCGGCCCUGGCGGUGGCCAGCAUACACAGUACCAGCUGGCGCCCAUGCAGAACUUCGAGCAUACUAUCGUCUCAGUCGCGCUCGGUCAAGAUCACACCCUAGCCCUGACGUCCUCGGGCACGGUACUAAGCUGGGGACUCAACCGCUUCGCUCAGCUUGGUUAUGUCGUCGAGGCCGGAGCGAAGGGAGACGAUCAAGUGCAGGCAACGCCCAAGCCGAUUCUCGGACCCCUGAAGAAGGAACGGGUUGUCGGCGUCGCCGCUUGCAAGACUGCGAGCGCAUGUUGGACCGAUGCCGUACUCUAUACCUGGGGCAAGAACGGCGGGCAACUCGGCUACGAUAAGGCGGCUCAGCCGAUGCAAGUCGUUCCAAGGAUCGUCUCGAAGGUCACGAAGCCAGUUGUUAAUGUGGCGAUGACAGACUCGGCGAUGGCUUGUUUGCUGAACACAUCAGACGUCGUGCUGCUCUUCAACGACGGCCAUAUGCGUGUGAACUUCCCCGUCGAGACGAUGACUACGUCCGACUUCCUUGCUUACAAACCGCCGCACGCGGUCUACAGCACCAAGAUUGAGAAGAUCUUGUGCAGCGACAAUCUGUUCGCGGCCAUCUCCACCAGUGGGGACAUGUUCACUUUCCUACCUCCAUCGGCGGCCGAUACCCAGAAGGAUGCGCGGACACCUGUACGACCUCAGCGUGUUGCCGCGCUGAAGAAGCAAUGGGGCCCUGUCCGUGAUGCAGCCCUAGGUGCGGAUGGGACUAUCAUCGUCUGCACUGCCGCGGGAUACAUCUACGUUCGCGCGCGGGGUAGCAAGGACACUACAGGGCGUUCUGGGGGCAGCAAGGCCUUCCGCUUCGUACGGGUUCCGCACAUUCAUCGUGCCGUGGCUGUUCGUGCCAAUGAGACUGGAGCGUAUGCAGCCUUACGCGUGACGGACAAGCCCGAGCAGGUCGAUAUCGUCGGUAACACGCUCGCACAGGACUUCGCUGAGCUCGCGCCCUACCUUCACUUCGAGCGGGUACAGGAGGUAGACGUGCGAGUUGAACCUGGACAACCGCGUCCGCUGCCGCCGUACGCCGCACUCGCUCCGAUUUCACGCACGGACGACGAAGAGGGCGAGGACGACAUGGCCACCUCGAUCAGCGAGGACAUCGUUGCGUUAGCUCGCCUAUGGGAUGUUCUCACCCAAGACAAGCUUUCUCGCAAGCGCUAUGAUGGCGCAGGUCUAUUCGAACGACCCGGAGCUCGGGCGCUCGCUCACGGCGCAGAUGUCAUGAUCCGCAUGCAGAGCGGCGCGGAGAUUCCGGUACAUGCAUUUGUUCUGGCGUCUCGCAGUUCGGCUCUCAAGAGCGUUCUGGUUGGGUCGAAGAUUGCAAUUGACGGCAUCAACAUCAAGUACGCGCCUCCAGCACGUUCGGAGUCUGCGUCUUGUAAUCCGGAGAACCUCUCUCGCCUCGUCAUCGGCGGGGUCCAUCCUUUGGCAGUGAUGAUUGUCCUUCAUUACCUGUACUCCGACAUGUUGCUCGCUCUCAACGACCCUCGCAUCUCACGCGUUCUGACCCCAAUCCUUGCCUCAGCGAAAGUACAAACAGCUUCAAUAGUCAAGGACACCGAGCGCCUCUUCAACGCCCUCGCCCUGCCCUUGGUUGCUGAAGCCACACGCUGGAUCGCGAAACGCUCGAUUGCGCCUGUCCUGCAGAAGGAGAUGCGCGCCCUUUACCGGAGCGCCAAUCUUUCAGAUUCGCUCGAGCGCGACGUCGUGUUAUACUUGGCGGACGCCGAAGUCCACGCGCACUCUUUCGUACUUCGAGCGCGAAGCCCGUUCUUUGCGACCAUGCUGGACGAUGAUGUAUGGACAAGAGAGAGGUGGGACAAGGACAAUCUCUUGCACAUCAACUUGCGGCAUAUCGAGAGCAAGUAUAUGGACUACGUCUUGCGGUUCAUGUGCUGUGGUGAGGAGGCGGAGAUGUUUGAGCGUCUUGACUUCAUCGAGACGACUGAUCAAUACAUCGACCUUCUAUUCGGUGUUAUGUACACAGCGAACGAAAUGCUCCUCGACAGAUUGCUGCUGGUCUGCGCAUCGCUCUUACUCAAAUACGUCACGCCGCACAACAUCUCUGCUGUCUACACAGACGCGUCCGGCCUGGACUGUACACCUCUCCAUGAUCGGCUUCAUGCGUACAUGGCCUACGGGUUGGAGACGCUACUGGACGGCAACCUGCUGGAUGAGCUCCACCCGCGUCUGGUCAAGUCACUGUCUACUGCGAUACGCUCUGCUCAAGCCGACCAUAUGCGCCGCGCCCGCGUCGGCACCGAGGUCGAGGUUGACAUGCUCAUGGACAAGUACAAGGACUGGAUAGACAACGAGGACUUCCCUGUCCCGAUUGUGCGCACAGCACUCACGCGCAACUCGCCAAAGCUUAGCCCGAAGGCGUCCCGCAAUAGGCGAACAUCGUUGCCGGGAUCACCAGCCGCUAGCCCCUCUAUUCGACCUGGCCUUCCAUCAAUGCCUGUGGGCGGUGAUGACGACCUCUUCGCAAUGGACGACGUGCCUGCUCUCAACCUUGACUCGUCGUCGGUACCACCAACCCCUGCUCCGGCAACCGCACCAGAGCCCAAGGGUGCAAGCCCGUGGAAGUCGCACGCGACGCCGCAACGCGUUGAUAUGAAGUCCAUACUAGCCGAGACCGAAGCGAAGACGCGGCCGACCGGCGUCUACCGCCCUCCUUCGAAGGACGUGUCGUCUGCGGCCUUCCCUCCCAUUGGCAGCGUCAGCGGCGCUCAGACAGGAGUGCCCGCUGCGCCUCGUCCAGCACCCACGACGCUUCAGACACCCCCACGCGUUCGGCCUUCCACGCAAACCGCUACACCCCCACAACGAUCCAUCCCGUUGCCCAAGUCAUCACCCGCUGCUUCUACUCCCGGGCUUGGUCCCACCAUCACUCCAACCAAGCAGACCCGUCCUCCGGGUCCGGUAGUUCGCAACGCCUCGAGCUCCGGAGGUCGCGCAUGGACAUUGGCGCCCGUGCGGCCCGUUGUACAACCGACACCAUCAGCCAGCCAAUCGCUCUCUUUUGCUGAAAUUCAACGUUUACAACGGGAGCAGGAUGUUGCACCAGCACGCGAUAAACGGAGCCUGAAGGAGAUCCAAGACGAAGAGCGUGAAAGGCAGCAGGAGGCCGACUUCAUGCAGUGGUGGGCGGCCGAAGAGGAGCGCGUGCGGCAGGAGCAGGAGGCGGAGGCCCGCGCGAUUCAGCGCGCUCUGGAUAAAGGGAAGAAGGCAGGUAAGCCGCGUGGGAAGAAGGAGGGCGGUGCGAGGGAGGAUGCGCCGCGGGGCACGAGGAAGGGUAGCGCUACGCAACAAGUGGCACAAGCACGAGAUACUGGGGCGCCCGGUGCUCCUGAACCAGCCAACACAGCAGCGAGCACGCCUCGUGCUCAACGGUCUCGCCAUCGUGGACCUCGUAAGGGGCCUGCUGAGGCCACGAACACAGGGCCCCAAGCUAAUUAA
This is a messenger RNA of Peniophora sp. CBMAI 1063, 4248 nucleotides long. The record is from the annotation of a GenBank genome assembly. NCBI's taxonomy places the organism in Eukaryota, Fungi, Basidiomycota, Agaricomycetes, Russulales, Peniophoraceae.